Messenger RNA from Bemisia tabaci, 4446 nucleotides. RefSeq names its product zinc finger Ran-binding domain-containing protein 2. Lineage: Eukaryota; Metazoa; Arthropoda; Insecta; Hemiptera; Aleyrodidae. Gene Ontology annotation, biological process: RNA processing. Gene Ontology annotation, molecular function: lipopolysaccharide binding; RNA binding. The record is from RefSeq and is a predicted model, not a curated record.
GAUAGUUUUAUUUGCAAAUUAUGGCUGCGCAGCGGCGGCGAAUGCUGUGUCUAAUAUCGACGUCCAAACUUUUCUUCUGUCGUUCUUUUCAGGUCAAAUAAAUGUGAAAAGCAAUUUUUGAAUACUUGCUUAAGUAAUUGUGGCUCAUUUUUUAUCAGUGCUCUUUUCUGACUCCUCGGGAUACUCGUGCUACCCGUCCUGAAAAUCGUGUGUUUCUUCAUGCCUUUGAGUUCCUUCAGGGUUUGAAUGCCAGCUUUUUUCAAACACUAAGCUGUCUGAACCUCCGUGUUUUACUAUCACGUUUUACGCUUACUGUUCAUUUUCGCUCAAAACGGCUGACCAUUCAUCUUACUGCCAGCUGCAGCUCACUUGAACUGAAGUCUUGUCGUAACACCUUACUAUUUCUGCACGGCUGGACCCACCCCAGUUCUCUCCUGAAUCUUGACCAAAACAUUCUUUUUACAACUGACUUUUGUAACCAAUACUUAGUUCAACUGUUUUUUUAUUUUGUAUCUGAUCAAUUCGAUGCAAUGACUGACCCAGCAGGAGCUCCCACCAGUGCUACCAGAUUCCGCAUCAGUGAUGGAGAUUGGGUUUGCAGUGAUUCACAAUGUGGCAACAUCAAUUUUGCGAGAAGAAGCGCCUGCAAUCGAUGCAACAAAGAGAAGGCAGAUGGAGUUGCAUCGAAGAAAAAGUUGGGACACGAAAUAGGAAAAGCUGCAGCAGAAAAAAGUCGUGGUCUUUUCAGUGCUGAUGAUUGGCAGUGUAACAAGUGCGGCAAUGUCAACUGGGCACGAAGGCAACAGUGUAACAUGUGUAAUGCUCCAAAAUAUGGAGAAGUUGAAGAACGGACUGGCUACGGUGGUGGUUAUAAUGAUAGAGGAGUUGUAGAAUACAAAGAACGAGCUGACUCGGAUGAUGAGUAUGAUGAGUUUGGGCGGAGGAAGAAAAAAAGAAGCUCCCGCCAUUCAGAAGGAAGUAUGAAUGGUGAAGAUGAAAUUAGAAGCAGCAGUAGCAAAAUUAGCAAGAAUGGAAAUAAUGACAUUGUCAAAAAAUCCAAAGCAGAGGAAGAGGAAGAAGAGGAGGAGGAAGAUGAAGAAGAUGAGGAAGAAGAUGAUGAUGACCUCUCAAAAUAUGACCUCACUGGGUGGGGAGAUGAGGAUGAAGAGUCUAAAGAUAAAUCAGACAGUCUAGCAUCUAAGAAAUCGUCCAGCUCAUUUAGGGAUAGGUCUCGGUCAAGGUCCCCGUUGAAUCGGCAUUAAAAUCAUCGCAUCCAAUUGUGUGUUUAUUUACUCAUACAGCUGUUAAUGCACUCAAGAUGGAUUCUGCUUCCACUUAUUCAUUUUUCCAAAUGCCUCUAAGCCACAACUUUAAGUCAGAAAAUCUUCUUAAAUUCUCACAUUAGGAAAACUGAAGAAUUUUUCUGUAGGGUUUUUUUUUUUUCUAUUAAGUUAUCAUUUGAUAAGUUCUUUGUUUUUAUCAGCAUUUUAUGUGUAAAGUCAGUCAUAAUAUUGAAACUGGUGUUUAUCUGACUAUCUAACGCAUUUCAUAGAGGAUUUGAAGAAAAAUAAUAUUUGUCUUUUUCUCUUAUAAUUCUCUAAAAGAAAAACGAAUCCACAUUUACUUUAAGUUUUUGGCUAAACAGGACCUUGAAAGGUGCCAUGCAGUUAGAAAACUUAAUGAGUAUGUAAUUAAUUUGUGAUGGCUUGCAAUGCAGGACUUUUCUGAUCAUCAUGAUAGCAUGUUUCCUGAUUUUCUUGCACACAUUGCUGUAUUUAAAUGUGUCUUUAUAAGCACUUUAGAGUGAAAGUGAAAAAUUGAGUCAAUGGAAUUCGCAGGAAUCUUCAUGAGUAAUCAUUUUUAGCUGUAUCCAGCUCCAGUUGUGAGGUAUGGAGUGCCGAAAAUACAAUUUACGUUGAUUUUAGGAGGGUUGCAGUAUCCUCCAACAGCUUGAAAAAACUGAAAUGGAGUAGAGUAUUCUUUUUCACUCAAGGGCACUCAUACAUAAAAAGAGGAAAGUGAAAUAAUUUCUUUGAUGAGUCCUCCAAAAUAUCGAAUGACAUUACUCAGCUUCAAAUGAAGACGAUCUUAAAUUCUAGUUUUUCUUACUGCAAUGGCCUUUUAAUCCAAAUUUUGAGUUAUUAUCUAUUGUUUCAGUCAUAUUUGAUUAAUAUCUCCGUAGAGACUCACUCUGUUUGUCAUGAGGUGUGUAGUAUUUCAUAAAUACAAAUGUCCUAUUCUGCCGCACUGAGGAAACGCUGCAUAAACAUUCCUGAGUUGCCAAUAUCCCCCAGUAAAAUGUUUAUUUAUGAGAAGAGUCAUGAGUUUUUUUCUGUCAAAAUGUUUAGAUAAUCUAGAUCUCAAUGCGAUUGAUAUUCUCCGAAAAAUCGGAGGGAAAAUAUUCCCAGGUUUCCUGGAAAAUUAGUAUUUUAUCUAAGAAUUUUGGGCAACGUCUAAAAGUUCAUACAGCAUUCCUCCUUAAUACGGCAGUAUUGUCUAAAGAGUUUUUGUAAUUUUCAAAGCUUAUUUUAGGAAUAUACCUAUAAUUUGCUUAUAUUUCCAAAUCUCAACAAAUUUUGUCCAGUGGCUCCAAAUAUCUCCUGAAAGCAGAUACUUGUUAGAGUGCAAUGUGAAAAUAUCUCUAAAAUGUUAUGUUGUCAGUUUUCCAUGUAGAAAUUACUUGGCUUUCAAAUUCAGCAUUUUGGAAUUUAUUGGCGCGUUUCAGACUGUAUGUGUAACACUAUGAUGGACAUCUGUUACUCAAUUCCCUAUCAAUGAAGAUAAACACUGGAUAUUUAUUUGAGUCUACCUUUAUUUGAUUUUUCUAGUGAUCUUUUUUAAACUGAAUUCAAGAAUAUUUCCUUACUCUGAAGAAUGCGUAGAGUGCUGCAGAUUUUUUAAUGUAUCCAAAUGCUCCAACUCAUAUUUAUGGCUUCCAACAAUUCUUUAAUACUUUAUUACAAUUUACAUGAGGUCAGAUUGAUUGAUAUGACUCAAAGAAGCUACCGGUAAAUUUUUUUUUCUCUAAAAGCUGCUAUCUAAUAUGAAAAUCAAAAGUUUUUGCGAAUGUGACAGUCAGGGAAAAUGUGAGAAAAACGAGAAAAUGUAUUAACGUAGGUACGUACGACAGAAAAGAUUUAGGAUAUUUUUUAGAAGGUUGAAGAAUUUCUUCAUAUGGAGAAAAGACCGUUCUGAGUGAUUGAGUGAUUGUUGCGCUAGUUGUGUGCCACUUUUUCAAGUCAUGGAAAAGUAGUGAAAUUUUCAAAUCAUCAGAUUUUUUUUUUUCCUUUCAAGAAAAAUAAAGGAAAGUGGAGAAGAAUCCAAAGAAUUUUAGUUUAGUUCAGUUGCCACCCUAACAAUUUAAUAAAUCAUGUAGGUGAUAAAAAGAGUGGUCAGUAUGUGUGAAAAAGGAGAGAAAAAAAGAAGAAAAAUCGAUUUCUUCUCAAUCACUCGAUUUAUCAAAUUGCACAUUUUACCCAAAAUUUUAAUGAAAUUCAAAUGUUUGUCAAUUUGCCACUGAAAUUCAAUAGGAUCAUCCAUGGCCUCUGUUGUGUGGGUUCAGUUUAAAAUUUAUCGGCCCCUCAAAUUUGAUCGAGUUUUACUGCCAUUGCAUCGAUGAGGAUCCGUUUGAAUUUAAAAAUAUAAUUUUAAAGAUAAAUUAUUGAUUGUAUUCGAGGACUUAUUGUAGAUCUUUUAAUGAGAUUGUUUCAAUUUUUUUUGAGUAUUUAUGAAUAGAUAUAUUUUUUCCUAUUCCAAAAUUAGUAUUAAGUAAGUUUCUCUGCACUUUUUUUUGUUUUUUCUCGCAGUUUGUUCUCUCUUUGUCUUGCGAAAAAGGACUUUCACACAUAUUUGUGAAAUUUAAUAAUAAUGAAUGCGUCCUUAGUUUCCAUACUUAAAUUGUCUACAAUCAUUUUAAUGUGUAAGCCGUGUCCAUUAAUAAACUGAACAAACCAUCACAAGCCAAGAAUGAUAAACUAAAGUUAUACCAUCUAGGAGCACCAUCAACGCUUGUAGCUCAUGAGAGUAUUGAAUUUUUCUGAAAUACUCGUGCAGCAUUUGAUUGAAGAUCUUUUGAACAUUGCUUUUUUAAUUUUCAAUUUAAGCCAAGAAAUAAUUUAGUGGUUACCUUUUUUCAAUUCCAUCCUCUAGAUAGUACUUUUGCUGAUCACUGAGCGUUUUCCCCUCUUAAUUAUGACCUAUGAACCAUGAUUCGAAGUGAUUAACUUCAAAUUAAAGUUUGAUUUAUCUGACAAACCUCAAAAACUGUAUGGUAAAAGUAGUCCAUCGGUAGUUUUGCUCUUGUAUACUUAAAGAAAAUGGUUUGAAACCAUCCUAAAUGGAAAUGAAAAUUUAAUUAGUUUCUCAGUCUGUCUGAGUGAACUACUGUGUAGAGGACAGACUGUGCAUUUAUGAGCUAGGCUAAAUAAACCAAUGGAUACCUGUAAA